CAUUAGCCAGAGGAACAACAGUACUGCAUAUAGCAGUUAACCUUGCCAUUUGAAAAAGCCCAACCCUCAGCCUUAGAAGGAACUGAAAUGAGUAGCCUGUCAUCCAAAGGCAGGACUGGUGUACACAGUAAUCAUGACUCAAAUGUGUGUUUCUGGUGUGUAUCAGGUUUCAAAACUAAUGAAGGACCCGGUAUCUCGCUUUUUUUCUUUUGCCUUGAUUGACCAUUCCAGUAGCAUCAAAGUGGAGGAAAUGUAUUUACUCUGAGCUGAGAAAACAUUUAUACUCUACAGGCAGCAGCACAAGGAAAGGAAAACAUUUUCUUCAGUGAAGAAUGAGCGAAGGUUUCAAGGAAGGCCCUGACAUUCAGGGGACACAGUUCAGGGGUCCCUCUCUGUCCCAGCAGAGGAGGGUCAUCCAUUUCUCCAGCGGUGAGACUCUGGAGGAAGAUAACAGUGAGACAGAGGAGGAUACAUCACAUGAGCAGGUGUUUAGGGAGCCUGAAGACAUGCUUAAACUCCCGUGGAGAGCAUAUACUUGGUCUCUGGGCAGGAAGUCAUUGCGCACUUGUGAUUUUCUUGGGGGAAAACUGGCUGGUCUACUUGGCCUUAACACUGCCAAAUACCAGUAUGCUGUAGACGAAUAUCAACGUUCCAUUAAGACCAAACCCAGUAAAGAAACUGAAUGCUCUUAUGAGGAAGGAACAGAGAUAAUUCACCUUUCUUCAAGGAUGAGCAGUGAGUACGGGGCCACAAGCUCCCACAGACUCCCUGCUGGUUCUCAAGCCUCCCAGAACAUUGAGCACAGAACUACAGGAUCCCACAACAAGGGCUAUCAAAAUGAUAAUGAGCACUGAGAAAGAACUAGCUAUUAUGAAUUAAACAUAUUAACAUGUGUUAAGAAAGCUAAUAUUCAUGUUGAUGUGUGUAUUUUUUGCGGUUCCUCUCGCUAUGGUUUCUACCAAACCAGGGUUCAAAUACAUGUAUAUUUGAUAUUUAAAAUACUUGUUUCUGUGUAUUUGAGUAUUGUCACGUUCUGAAUCUUCAAAUUCCCUGUCAUAUAUGAGCCAAGGCGCAGCGUGCUGGUAAUUCCACAUCUUUAUUUGAAAAAAACCGAACCAAAACAAUAAACAGGUAAACAGCAAGAAACAUAACGCAACUGUGGCGUACACACACAGAAAUAAUAAUAACCCACAAACACAGGUGGGGAAAAGGCUGCCUGAGUAUGAUUCCCAAUCAGAGACAACGAAUGACAGCUGCCUCUGAUUGGAAACCAUACUCGGCCAAUAAAGAAAAACAACAUAGACAUACAACACUGUCACGUCCUGACCAGUUUAGGGAUUAUUUGCUAUUGUAGUUUGGUCAGGACGUGGCAGAGGGUAUUUUGUUUAUGUGUUUCGGGGUGGUGGUGUAUGUAGUAGGGUGUUUGAUUUAUUAU
This is a messenger RNA of Salmo salar (Atlantic salmon), 1435 nucleotides long. RefSeq names its product protein FAM177A1-like. The record is from RefSeq and is a predicted model, not a curated record. Lineage: Eukaryota; Metazoa; Chordata; Actinopteri; Salmoniformes; Salmonidae.